UUGAGUUUCAGUCUAGCUCCGAUGCAUAUGUAAGUUUUUGUGCCAUAUUGUUAUUUGUUGUUUUAGUUAUUCCUACUUGAUAUUGUGUGAAUUGUUUGACUUAGAGGUGAAGGUGAAUUUUUCAAUCUUAUCCCUAAGGUACUCUCCUGAGACCCCACUUGUGGGAUUAUGUUGUUGUUGGUUUGGAUUGUGAAAAAAUGUGUAUUUUUCAAGUGAAUGACUGGUGCUUUAAUCUGAAUGGUUGAUAUGGUCUAGUUGAAGUAUGCAACAAUUUCGCAAUGCCAUAGAUGUCAUUCCAUUUUAUAGAUCUACUAUGGUCUUUUUUUUUCUUCUUUUAUUAUUUCCGGUUCCAAGAUAAAAUGAAAUUUGGGAAAGAAGGGGACGGUUUAUCUUUACAUGAAAAACGGGGUAAGUUCAAUAUUUUGUCUUAUUUUGGAUAAAUGAGCAGCAAAAAGUGAUUGUCUGCGAAUUUAAUACAAAAAUGUUGAUUGUGCAGUGUAAACUGAAAAAGUAUAGUUACGUGGGUGCAAAGUGUUGUGUUAGUCCAAAUUUUUGAGGUGGAAUUUGAGUCGCAGAUCCUGGAGUCUUGUUAACUUGGAUGAAAGCUAUUGGGCACAAGAGAUGCAGUCUCUGUUCUUCAUGUAGGUUGUUCUCAUCUUCAGUUCAAUGGAUUUCUCCUCUGCAUUACCAGAACAGGAAUUCCCUGAGGCCAGAUGUUCCUAUCGAGAGAGAUGGCACUGCAGAACAAGUGCCAAGAAAACGCAAGUAUAUAUCUCAUGAAUCUGCAGUCAAUUUGAUAAAACGAGAGAAGGAUGCACGACGUGCCCUGGAGAUCUUUAACAAGGUUUCUGAUCAGAAGGGUUUCAAUCACAAUAACUCUACCUAUGCUGUUCUUCUCCAUAGACUCGCUGUUUGCAAGAAAUUCGAAACAGUUGAUGCUAUUAUUCAUCAGAUGAAAUAUGAAACUUGCAAGUUUCAUGAAGGCAUAUUUACUAAUCUCAUGAAGCAUUACUCCAAAUCCUCUCUCCAUGACAAGGUUCUAGAGAUGUUUGAUGCAAUCUUGCCUAUUGUUCGGGAAAAACCUUCCCUCAAUGCCAUUAGCACAUGUCUGAAUCUGCUUAUUGAAGCAAAACAGAUGGAGCUGGCGAAGGAAUUUCUCUUAAACAUGCAGAAGCAUCUAGAUUUGAAGCCCAAUACAUGCAUUUUCAAUAUCCUGGUCAAGUAUCAUUGCAGAAAAGGGGAUGUUGAAGCUGCAUUUGUAGUAGUAGAAGAGAUGAGAAAAUCAAGAGUUUCUCAUCCUAACUUGAUUACUUACAGCACCCUCAUGGAUGGCUUAUGCCGUUGUGGAAGGCUUCAAGAUGCGAUUGACCUUUUUGAGAAAAUGCUUGCUAAGGAUCAGAUUCCGCCAGAUGCAUUGACUUACAAUAUCUUAAUAAAUGCAUUUUGUCGUGCAGGAAAGGUGGAUAGAGCUAGGAACAUAAUAGAAUUCAUGAGGAAAAAUGGAUGUCAGCCAAAUAUAGUUAAUUACACAGCUUUGAUGAAUGGAUUUUGUAAGGAAGGAAGAGUGGGAGAUGCCAAGGAGGUAUUUCAUGAGAUGAAGGGAGUAGGCCUAACACCAGACGUAGUAGGCUAUACAACAUUAAUAAAUUCCUUCUGUAGGGCUGGUAAAGUUGAUGAAGGCAUCGAGUUACUUGAAGAAAUGAAGGAUAAAGGGUGCAAAGCUGAUGACGUGACAGUAAAAAUCAUACUCGGGGGAUUGUGCAGAGCCUCCAGAUCAAGUGAAGCUUUCGAUAUGCUCGAGAAGUUACCUUAUGAUGGUGUCCAUCUAAGAAAGGAAAGUUACAGGAUCGUGUUAAAUUUCUUGUGUAAAGAAGGUGAUCUAGAAAAGGCGAUGGAGUUGUUAGGUUUGAUGUUGGCUAGACGAUUUGUGCCCCAUUUUGCUACGUCAAAUGAAUUGAUAGUGCAACUUUGUGAGGCUGGAAAGGCAGCUGAUGCAGCUUUGGCAUUGUUUGGGCUGUUAGAGAUGGGGUUUAAGCCAGAGCCUCAGACAUGGGGUAUGUUGAUUGAUGUGAUAUGCAGGGAGAGAAAGUUGUUGCCUGCAUUUCAAUUACUUGAUGAGUUGAUUCUGCAAUAGUUAUAUGUGUUGUGAUUGUAGGCAUUUUGUAUUCUUGUUCAGUGACUUCUAAAAGAAUAUGCCAAUUUCGGCGUCAUUAGCUUGUUGUAGACAUCAACAUAUGUUCGUUGGAAGUUUAAUCUGCACUUGUUAUGCAUUUUUCCAUCCUAAUGUUUGCUCCCUCGAAUGAAUUACUACUUAAAAAAAUAAAUGAAAUUGCUACUUCGUUUUUCUGUUGCUGGAAAUCAGCCUCCAGGUACGACAUUCUUUUCCAGAAAAAGGCAGCAGCUUGCAUUUGAAUGAGCUAAGGAGCUAUGCAAGAACUCAAAU
This is a messenger RNA of Solanum dulcamara, 2443 nucleotides long. Its product is annotated as pentatricopeptide repeat-containing protein At5g18475. Gene Ontology annotation, molecular function: protein binding. The transcript is spliced from 2 exons. The record is from RefSeq and is a predicted model, not a curated record. The coding region runs from base 599 to 2134 and encodes 511 amino acids. NCBI's taxonomy places the organism in Eukaryota, Viridiplantae, Streptophyta, Magnoliopsida, Solanales, Solanaceae.